Molecule: messenger RNA, 2385 nt
Organism: Contarinia nasturtii (swede midge)
Lineage: Eukaryota; Metazoa; Arthropoda; Insecta; Diptera; Cecidomyiidae
Gene: pix
Product: ATP-binding cassette sub-family E member 1
Exons: 9
Coding region: 83-1912 (609 amino acids)
Biological process (GO): translational initiation; ribosomal subunit export from nucleus; translational termination
Molecular function (GO): ribosomal small subunit binding; iron ion binding; ATP binding
Source: RefSeq, a predicted model, not a curated record
AUUGAAUUGUCUUUUUGAAUAGAAACGAGCUGACACGCAGAGAGCGUUCGCUUUUUUCAUUCACAAUUUUUCAAAAUCCAAGAUGUCACGAAGUAAAGGUACCGAAGAAACCGAUAAGCAAACUCGUAUUGCCAUCGUUAGCGAUGAUAAGUGCAAACCAAAACGAUGCCGUCAGGAAUGCAAAAAAUCGUGUCCAGUUGUCCGUAUGGGCAAGCUGUGUAUCGAAGUCAGUCCCAAUUCGAAAAUUGCCAGCUUAUCUGAAGAACUGUGUAUCGGUUGCGGUAUCUGUGUGAAGAAAUGCCCAUUCGAUGCUAUCAUGAUCAUUAAUGUUCCAAGCAAUUUGGAAAAACAAACAACCCAUCGUUAUUCGAAGAAUUCGUUCAAGCUACAUCGUUUACCAAUACCACGGCCAGGUGAAGUUCUUGGAUUGGUCGGCCAAAAUGGAAUUGGUAAAUCGACGGCAUUGAAAAUUUUGGCUGGCAAACAAAAGCCAAAUUUAGGACGUUUUUCAGAUCCACCAGAUUGGACCGAAAUUUUAACCUAUUUCCGUGGCUCUGAAUUGCAAAACUAUUUCACAAAAAUUCUUGAAGACGAUCUUAAAGCAUUGAUUAAGCCACAGUAUGUCGACCAAAUUCCGAAAGCUGUUAAAGGUCCGGUUGGAGACAUGCUUGAUCGAAAGGAUGAUCGAAAAAAUCAAACUGAAAUAUGUGAGAUGUUGGAUUUGACGCAUAUUCGUGAUCGUGAGGUGGCUGCGUUGUCAGGUGGUGAAUUGCAACGUUUUGCCAUUGCAAUGGUGUGCAUUCAAAAUGGUGAUAUUUUCAUGUUCGACGAACCAUCAUCAUAUUUGGAUGUAAAACAGCGUCUUAAUGCUGCCUUAACCAUUCGCCAUAUGAUUCAUCCAUCGAAAUUUAUCAUUGUGGUUGAGCACGAUUUAUCCGUAUUGGAUUAUUUGUCCGAUUUUAUCUGUUGUUUGUACGGUGUCCCCGGUUGCUAUGGUGUUGUGACUAUGCCAUUUUCGGUGCGUGAAGGUAUUAACAUUUUCUUGGAUGGUUUUGUGCCAACCGAAAAUAUGCGUUUCCGUACCGAAUCGUUGACAUUCAAAGUGAGUGAAUCAGCUACCGAAGAAGAAAUCAAACGUAUGAAUCACUAUGUAUAUCCAACGAUGAAAAAGAGCUUAGGUAAAUUCGAAUUGACGGUUAUGGAAGGUCAGUUCAGUGAUUCGGAAAUUUUGGUAUUGCUCGGUGAAAAUGGUACGGGCAAAACGACAUUUAUUCGUAUGCUUGCUGGAAAUUUGAAACCAGACGAUGGCUCUGGUGAUUUACCGGUUUUGAAUAUUUCAUAUAAACCACAGAAAAUUUCACCAAAACAUCAAGGCACCGUUCGACAAUUGUUGCAUGACAAAAUUCGUGAUGCAUAUGUGCAUCCGCAAUUUAUAGCCGAUGUUAUGAAACCAAUGAAAAUCGAAGAGAUCAUAGACCAAGAAGUACAAAAUCUAUCCGGUGGAGAAUUGCAACGUGUUGCUCUAGUAUUGUGCUUGGGCAAACCGGCCGAUGUCUAUUUGAUCGAUGAACCGUCGGCGUAUCUUGACUCAGAACAACGUUUGAUCGCUGCUAAAGUCAUUAAGAGAUAUAUUUUGCAUGCCAAGAAAACUGGUUUUGUGGUAGAGCACGAUUUCAUCAUGGCCACAUAUUUGGCUGAUCGUGUCAUUGUAUUCGAAGGUACACCAUCAAUGAACACAACCGCAAAUAGUCCACAAUCGUUGCUGAACGGUAUGAAUCGUUUCUUGGAAUUACUUGGCAUUACAUUCCGUCGUGAUCCAAACAACUUCCGGCCACGUAUCAACAAACUCGAAUCGGUGAAAGACGUUGACCAGAAACGGGCUGGCCAAUAUUUCUUCUUGGAAGAUAACUAAACGACAUCAUUCAUACCAUGGUCGAUUUGUUUUUUUUUCUUUCUUCUCUGGCAACAAUCCAACCAUUCGAUACCGCUUUUUAUGGUUUUUAUCUCCAUCACUGGAACAUACGUUUUUUUUUGUUGGAAAUUUAUAAGUUUUUUUUUUUUAAAUAAAUUUCAAUUUAAAUUAUGUUCCAAAAACUAUAUCUUUAGUUUAUUCUGACAGACAUCAUUUCUUUUCUCUUUUCAUUUUUAAAUUGCUCACAAAAAUAAUACACAAUCAGAACACAUGGUCAUUAUGUUUUACGAUGAAAUUUUUAUUUAAUUUUUGUUGGCAAUUAUUUUUUUUUCUGAAUCGUAACUUAUUUCAAUUGUCGAUGCAAUCAUUGAUAUUCUUAAAAAUUAUUAGUACAUAUACUGACUUGAAAGUUUCUUUCUUUGUAUUAAAUAUGUAAUUUUGUAUAAAUAAAAAAAAUCUAUUGGAAAAAGUCA